Messenger RNA from Oryza brachyantha (malo sina), 1134 nucleotides. Its product is annotated as glycine-rich RNA-binding protein blt801. Bases 37 to 789 code for a protein of 250 amino acids. Gene Ontology annotation, molecular function: RNA binding. The record is from RefSeq and is a predicted model, not a curated record. Lineage: Eukaryota; Viridiplantae; Streptophyta; Magnoliopsida; Poales; Poaceae. The transcript is spliced from 5 exons.
CGACGCCGCCGCCUAAACCCCCCGCAGUUUGCAAGAAUGGCGUUAGCUAAUAAGAUUGGUAAUCUGCUCAAGAAAGCCACAAGCUCAAGUCCAUCUCUCUAUCAAUCAAUCAGAUGCAUGUCAUCCUCAAAGCUCUUUGUUGGAGGCCUUUCCUAUGGCACAGAUGAGCAGAGCCUCAGAGAUACUUUUGCCAAUUAUGGUCAAGUUAUCGAAGCUAGGAUCAUCACUGACCGUGAAACUGGGAGGUCUAGAGGUUUUGGCUUUAUAACCUACACAUCAAGUGAAGAGGCUUCGGCUGCCAUCACAGCCUUGGAUGGAAAGGAUCUUGAUGGCCGGAACAUAAGGGUUAACACUGCUACUGAGAGGACGAGUGGCUUCCGUGGUGGCUAUGGCGGCGGCGGUGGCGGCUAUGGUGGUGGUGGUUAUGGUGGCAGCGGCGGUGGCUAUGGUGGUGGUGGUUAUGGCGGCGGCUAUAGCGGUGGUGGUGGCGGCGGUGGCUACCAGGGUGGUGGUUAUGGUGGCAACAGUGGAGGAGGGUAUGGCAACAGGGGUGGCGGCGGAGGUGGUUACGGAGUUGCAGAGGGAGCUGCAGGCAGCGACGCCUUCUCUGGGAUGAACCUAGGAGGUGAUGGUGGCUUUGGUGGAAACCCUGCUGGUGCUGGAGGAUCCACUCCAGGUGGUUUCUCUGGUGCUGCUGGUGGCAGCUUCGAGAGCAGCAAGAAUGAUGAACUCAUGGAUGACCUCUUCAAGGAUGACGAGCCCGACAACUACGCCAACAAGCAGGGCUAGGUCGACGACCCCUGUGAGCCCAAAGUUUGCGAUCUAGUUACGAACCGACGGAAAAAUAGUGUUGUGACCUGCAUGCAUUUGUCAUGCAGAGUCAGGUCAUAUAUCGGUUUCCAGAACAAUUUGCAGUGACUGGGUUUUUGGGUUCUUUGCUUAUUUUCAUAGAUGUGGUGUAAUAACGUAACACAUCACUCAAGGUAUUACUAGUUAUGUUAUGUUUGAAGUGACAAUGAAGACGUGCUUUACUUAAACUGCCGAUGCUGCUGUAUUUUGUGAUUUGCUUGAGUGCUGCCGAUGAAGUGCGUCGUUCACUGGAGCCGUUAUUGUUGAAAUGUUUUUUUCAACAAA